Molecule: messenger RNA, 1379 nt
Organism: Phanerochaete carnosa HHB-10118-sp
Lineage: Eukaryota; Fungi; Basidiomycota; Agaricomycetes; Polyporales; Phanerochaetaceae
Exons: 2
Coding region: 109-1233 (374 amino acids)
Source: RefSeq, a predicted model, not a curated record
GUCGCCUCGAGGCCUCCCCUCAUUUAAAGCACUCCUUUAAAAUCGCUAUCUCUUGCCUGAUACCCUCGUCAUCAUUUCGCUUUCGCCGACCGCUAGCCCCACCCGCAAAUGUCUGACGAGCCGCCGCCGUUGGUAGACCCCUACGCCGCGCGACACCCAAACUACAAUGCAGGUUGGCCAGUUCACGGCACGCCGAUGUUCGGCGCGGGCCAGUUCCCUGCGCCAGCGCAUCCAGAGUGGGGCGGGUUCGGCACUCCUUGGGCAGCACCGAGCGCCGGGGUGCUCACGCCCAUGUUUCCAAUGACACAGCAGAUGCCGCCUACAGGCUGGACCGGGGCGUCUCCCGCCGUCACCCAGGUGCCGAUCCCGACCGGGACAGUCGCUCAGGGCAACGACGACUGGGUACAUGUCCAGCCGGCUGCAGGAAACUGGGAGGACCCCAAGGACAGCUUCCCCAGCAGAGUCGCAGCAAUGAUGUCGUCACCCUCGCGGAGCCUAUCGAGACGAUCAUCCUCGCGGCCUAGGUCCCCAUUCUCGACGGACUCGAGCAGCCCGUCAUCUCGAAGCAGCGAUCUGACCCGCUCGCGUUCGUGGACGAGCUCCGUGAGCGAGAACGACAAGCGGCCGCCACGAGAAUGGCGCUCUGACUUCUCGAUGUCACGCUCACCGCGCAUCGGCGCCGCAAUAGGAUCUCUCCUCCACCUAUCACCUAGACCAAGGUCCGCGACACGGCGAGGUUCACUAAGUUCAUCAAAGGUCGCCCUAAAUCCCUACAUCCGCUACUCAUCCUCACGCACAACCAUGUUCCUCGACCUGCGAGAGUCACCUGAGCGCGUGCGGUUCCUCGAGCUACCGCGCGAAGUAUGCGAAUGGGACCUGAUGCGCUACGCGUGCGAACCGCCACUGCCCGUCAUGGUAUUCUACAGCCCAUACUUCCCGUGGUACGUCGAGGCGCGAACGCAGAAUCCUGUCGGAGUGACGCUGUACGAGAUGUUCAUGGCCAUCUGGCAGGCCAUGAUGACGCCGAUCUCGCACGAAGACUACUACAACAACGAGAUGGACCAGGAGGCACGUGAGGAUAUUGCGAUUGCGUGGGCGCGCCGGUGUGGAAAUAACCAGGAGGAGCGGAAUAAGGGUAUACGAAGGGUGGACUUUUUAAUGGAGAGGGUUGGUCUCGAGGGCGUGACGAAGGGCAAGGAUGGGUAUUUUGAGUUGAAAGUCAAGAAGGUAUGAUGAUUCGCACUGUUCGGUCUGCGGUGCUCGCGGGGGGUGAUCAUAUAUUAUACCACAGGAAUCUCGGAGUCAUUGUAUUUUUUGUGCUGUACAUGUUCGUGCUUUUACACCUGUUGUAUCACAAGUCAUUGCUGUCGUUGUCAUAG